AUGGAGGCGGUUUCGACGGAGGUGGGAUAUCCACCGCCCCCAGGGGAAGAUCGGUGGGAGGAGCUGUGCUCGAUGGAGGCGGCGCUAGAAGCUGAGGUUUCGGAGCUUCGACUCACAGUCGCGAGCCCAACGUCGAUGACCGUGGAUGGUGGACGUUCAGCCGAGGCGGAGCACGAGAGGGACGAGAAUGCGUCACCGUCGCGCGCGGUGCGUUCGGACGCGUACUGGGGUUCACGCGGCCCUCGACCCGUCGUCAGGCGAGCCGACGUCGCGGGUGUCGCUCCGGUUCGCGAAGAGGGAGACUACGAGAAGCGAUACGACGAGUUGCAACGCUUCUCACCCAAGCCGGCGGUUUCGCGCCCGGCGAGGCGAGGCGGCAGAGACGCGGGCGCGCCCGUCGCUCAAGCGACCGGCGAUGCAUCUCCGAUCGUCGAGAGACCGAAAUGGGGCGGCAAGUACGAUGACGACGGCCUGCGCGUGUCUCGUUACGACUUUGCGUACAUCGUGCCCAAAUCGAACAAGUCUCAUCAGAGGGCGAGUCCAAGCCGAGGCGGCGCUCGAACGAAGGAGCUCAGCACGCCACCCCCGCGGACUAGCGUGCUGAGCCCCGCGAAUGAGAUGGCAAAAUCGUGGGAGAGAAACCUCCGGAAGGGGGGGGGCGCGACGCCGACGAGGGCUCCGGCGGUCCAACGCAUGUCGCCGCGGGGAUGGAGCCGCGAAAACAAGUCAAACGACGCGCACAGAGAGGGCGACGCGAACGUCGUCGCCGAGGUUGAGGCCCGAGUGCAGGAGAAGCUGCGGCAGCUCGAGGAGCGGCUGCUUCGUUCGGUGGGUAAGAUGCGGAAACCAAAAAAGGAGCGGACGCCGUCGUCCAAGCCCCGAAUGAAGCGGAAGUCGGACGUCUCUUCAGACUCUGACGCCGGUCCCGCGGCGGCGGUUCCAGCGGCGGUUCCAGCGGCGGACGCCGCCGACUGGACGGUCGCGGUCGAGUUCACCGAACCGCUUUCAGCGACAGACCGCGUCGCGGAGAGGUCACGACUCAUCGAGCAGGGUUCGUCGAGCGGUCCGCUGAAAGAUCGCCCGCUGCGUGCGGUCAAGAACAGCAUCGACGAGUACCUCGAGCGGCGCAGGAAGCGACGCGAGGAGGAGAGAGAGGCGGAGAGAGAGAAGGAGCGGCGCGCCCUCGAAGCCGCGGCGGGCAUGCGGUCCGAAAGUAUCGAUGGGUUCGAGCCCGUGUACUCGCCCGUGGUUGCGAGACGAGCUUCGGCACGCGUGAACGUGUCCAAGAUGCGCGAUUUGGACGGAGGGGACGAGAUGACGGAAUCGGAAGGCGGGCACCGAGCCUCGUCCGCUUCGCCAUCGUCGACCUUUGAGACGUCUUCGUCCUCGUCGCCGUCGACGACGAACAUUUUCGACGAUGACGAUUUCUAUCAAGCGGCCUCUGCGGCGACAGAAGUUGUGCAUCGUCGGAAGCUGCUCGCGGCGGUGCUGGAGGAAUGGUCCUUCUUGGUUCGAUGGGGAAGGGCGCGCGCAGAGGCGCACCGACAUCGUCACCUGAAGUGGGCGUCGAUUAAGGUGUUGCGAGCGCUCACGGCGGAUGCCAGAGUCUCGUCCAGAGUUUCCGAACGAUUUCAUAGGAGUGCACGGCGCAGGAAAAUAUGCGCGGCGCUUCGGGGCUGGCUCUUCAUCGCCAAGGACGCGAAGGUGCGUGCAGCCAGGGAAAGGAGGCGGCGGGCUGCACUCGGCGAGUGGCCCUCGGAAUCGGGAUCUGAUGGUGAUUCGGACGAUUCUGAACCAACAGAGGUGCUGACCGAAGAUGACAUGGAGGCUCUCCGACGCGAGGCUUGGAUGCCAUUACACGACGAGCUCAAAGUCCUUGAUGCAGAGGAGAAUAAGCUCAUCAUGGAAGAGAGGGAAGCGUCCAGCAGCGAGGGCGGCUUCAGUCCGGAGAAUAAGGCUGAGUUUGAAAAGUCGUACGACGAUGCACUCAAAGCUGUGGACAUCGCGGUUCGAGGGUUAAUCGGACUGUGGCAGCUCGCGACGCCGGAGAAGCCCACGCCUUUGGGAACUCGACCUAGGGCGACGCCCGUGGUUGAGUCGCAUGCGCCGAUGACAGAUCCGCGAAGAAUUCUCAAGUUUGACCCACUGCGCGUUGGCGACUGGCUCACAAACCAGACGGAGCCCGAGGUUAGCUCGGAGGAGGAGGAGGAGGAGAAGGAGCAAGAGGAGCAAGAAGGCGACGUCGAGCAAGAGGAGGAGCAAGAGGGGGAGCGCGCGGAUUUUAUCACGCCGCUCGGAAGUGCCCCGCCGUCGGGCGUUCGUCCCUACCGCGUCCUCACCAACGAACAGGGCGAAGCAUUCGUGCUCACCAGCAGCCCCGACGCCGGGGGGAGCCAGCACGAGUACGUCUCCUUGACGGACUGGAUCGAAUUCGCGAGUAAGAGCAUAUAG
Molecule: messenger RNA, 2451 nt
Organism: Micromonas commoda
Lineage: Eukaryota; Viridiplantae; Chlorophyta; Mamiellophyceae; Mamiellales; Mamiellaceae
Exons: 1
Coding region: 1-2451 (816 amino acids)
Source: RefSeq, a predicted model, not a curated record